CUUGAGGGGCGGCCAGGGUGAAUAUUAGGCAGAGUGACUCGAACGAGUGUCGCUGAGGUUUUAACCCCAACCACAGGAAAGCAAGAAGAAAGAGAGACAAGAAGAAGUUUCACCUUUGUGAGAGUCAGUCUACAGGAUGGGGAAUAAUAAGAGCAGCGCUUUGUCAAAAGAACUCCUGCAGGAUCUGAAGUCCAACACAAAAUAUUCAGAGUCCGAGCUCUGCACCUGGUACCAGUCCUUCCUGAAGGAGUGUCCCAGCGGGAAGAUCAGCAAGCAGCAGUUUGAAGGCAUCUAUGCCAGCUUCUUCCCAAAUGCAGACCCCACAAAGUACGCACGGCACGUGUUCAGGAGUUUCGACACCAAUGCAGAUGGCACUUUGGACUUUAAGGAGUACAUCGUCGCUCUGCACCUCACAUCCGGGGGAAAGACUAUGCAGAAGCUGGAGUGGGCCUUUGCCCUAUACGAUGUGGACGGGAAUGGAACCAUCAGCAAAAAUGAAAUGCUAGAGAUUGUUAAGUCAAUAUUCAACAUGAUUCCUGCUGACGACCAAAAGAACCUCCCAGAGGAUGAAAACACGCCGGAGAAGAGGGCGGAAAAAAUCUGGGAAUUCUUCGGGAAGAAGGACGACGAUAAAAUCUCAGAGGGAGAAUUCAUUCAGGGUGUUAUGGACAACAAGGACAUCCUGCGGUUGAUACAAUACGAUGAGCCUCAGAAAAUCAAAGACAAGCUGAAAGAGAGGAAGAAUUAAUAUAUGUGGUUUUAAGACUUUUUUCUUGUUCUGUUUACAUUUUCACAUGGUCUGGCUGCUUGUCCGCUUGACUCAAGUCUCUCUUUUUCUUUUUCAGAUUGAUUUAUUUUUUGGUCUUAGCAACCAGCUGAACAUUGCAUUUAAAUAAUUGCAUUUCACACCAGAUGCAGAGGAACUCUUGAAAUAGCAAUUUAAGACAUUUUGUGCAGUUACAGUGACAAUCUGUUUCAAAUAUGCAGUAAACAACAUUGUUUUACUGCCCUACAAAGCCAAAACACAGACAGAUUUAAUCAAAAUUGACCAGGAUGCAAUACCUUACCAUAGGAAAUACAAUGUCAUAUCAUGAGUGUAUAAUUUUUUAAAUAACAGCACGUAGAGGUCUUAAGAACUAGAAAACAGAGGUCAAAACCGAACUACAGCGACUGCAUUCUGGCUAGUUAAGGCUACAGUAUCUGUUAAGAUAGCAUUAGCCAAAGCUAAUUUACACACUUAUUUCUAGUUUCUAGUUAAAAUAAAUACAAGUUGAUGUUCUAACAUAUGGGUUUGUAACACCACAUUAAUUAAAAGACUAUCUUACAUUAUAAUAGAGAAAAACAGAAGAUAAGC
Sander lucioperca (pikeperch) is the source of this 1354-nucleotide messenger RNA. RefSeq names its product recoverin a (gene rcvrna). The record is from RefSeq and is a predicted model, not a curated record. NCBI's taxonomy places the organism in Eukaryota, Metazoa, Chordata, Actinopteri, Perciformes, Percidae. The transcript has 3 exons. Gene Ontology annotation, molecular function: calcium ion binding. Bases 137 to 748 code for a protein of 203 amino acids.